Fulvia fulva is the source of this 2766-nucleotide messenger RNA. RefSeq names its product Minor extracellular protease vpr. Gene Ontology annotation, molecular function: tripeptidyl-peptidase activity; serine-type endopeptidase activity. NCBI's taxonomy places the organism in Eukaryota, Fungi, Ascomycota, Dothideomycetes, Mycosphaerellales, Mycosphaerellaceae. The record is from RefSeq and is a predicted model, not a curated record. The transcript has 2 exons. The coding region runs from base 1 to 2766 and encodes 921 amino acids. Gene Ontology annotation, biological process: proteolysis. Gene Ontology annotation, cellular component: cytosol; cell wall; membrane.
AUGGCCUGCACUACACCACUCAGAGCUGCCAUCCCAUUGCUCUGCGAGACUUGUCGGAAAUAUGCCAUCAUGUCCUACUGCUUCGUAGUCUUCACUUGCUAUUUCUUGGUGUUGGUUCACAGCACAAAGCUCAUCGUAGAAGUGUAUAGCCUUAAUGACGUGUCCAAAGCAGCCAGUUAUUUGCAGCAAAGACAGAUACCAUGCCUGGACUCUUCGAUGGAGGUAGCAGUCCAUCGUCGAUACACAAACACCAUCUUUCCAGGGCUAGCGAUCGACGUUUCUAGCGGACAUCACCAAACGGUAGAUACGCUCAAGGAGUGCAUCAGCGCUCUGCCUCAAGUUGUCAAUGUCUGGCAGUCUCACACCUACAAGCUCUCUUCAUCGAGACAUGCCCCACGGUCGACAUCGCCGCAGAAGCUCAACCCAGGCAUCUUCCAUGAGCUCACGGGAGUUGACAAACUCCACGAACAAGGCAUCAAAGGUCAAGGCGUCGUCAUCGGCAUCAUCGACGAGGGCGUGGACUACCUUCACCCAGCCUUCGGCAGAGGCCUCGGCGAGAACUUCACUGUCCAGUACGGUCUUGAUUUGGCGGGAGAUGCUUAUGCUGCUGGAAUUGAUCCAGUUCCUGACCCUGAUCCAUACGCGGAGUGCAGCUUUCACGGCACCCACGUUACUGGCAUUGCAACAGGGGCACAGGAGGAUAUUGGCUAUGUUGGUGUCGCUCCAGAAGCCAAAGUCGAGCAUUACCGUAUCACGGGCUGUGACGAUAGCGCUCCGCUCCGGGCUGAUGUAAUUGUCGAUGCAAUCCUGGCGGCACAUAGACGAGAGGUCGAUGUGAUGUCCAUAUCUCUUGACCAGAGGACCGGACCCUUUGACGACGACGUGGUGUCUGCUGUGCUCGAGCGGAUCGCAAAGGAAGACAAGAUUGUGGUUGUGGUCUCUGCUGGUAACGAAGGCUGGCAAGGGCCUUUCUCUGCGACAUCGCCAGCUUCGGCAAAGGGUGUGAUCUCCGUGGGCGCGGUGAAUGCGAAGCAAGUAGUGUAUAGCACACCUCGAGCAAGGUAUCGAGUGCUUGGCGGGAAGCAAUGGCAUGACUUUGCCUGGUCGACAGCUACACCUAGCAGAUUUCCGGCAUCGUUGGAGUUGCAUGCUCUGACCCUCAACACAAACGUGGAGGAUGAUGCUUGCAAUGAGCUCAAGGGGGACCUCGAUCUUUCCGGACGGCUUGUGCUAGUCCGACGAGGAACCUGUAACUUUGACAAGAAGAUGAUGCACCUCGCCGCCCGAGGCGCAGAGUAUGUCUUACUCUACGAUAACGAGGCCGAUGAGACUUUGCCGUUCAGAUACGACAACAACUUCCCGGGUAUCAAGGGCGCAGGAAGUGUCACGGCCAAGACGGGCAAGCAGCUCAUCUCACUGCGAGCAGCCGGGAGCCAUAUCGAGAUGGCCAUGGACUCAAAUUUCACCCUCGAGCCCUACCUCGAGCUGGACGAGGCUGACGAUACUGCCGGAUACGUCUCCAGUCAUGGCUCCUGGGGUCCAAGCGGUGAUCUUUCUCUCGAGCCUUCGCUUGUAGCGCCAGGAUGGGACAUAUGGUCAACCGUGCCACGAAGCUGGGGCGGUUACGACACAUUCUCAGGCACAUCGAUGGCAGCACCAUAUGCUGCCGGAUGCAUUGCGCUGUUGCGACAGGUGUUCCCAGACGUUGGUGCUGAGGUGCUGGCCAGGCGCCUGAGCAGCACAGCCAAGCCGAUGAGGUUUAAUGAUGGCACCAACAAGACGUACGACUUCCUGGCACCUGCUUGGCAGCAAGGGGGCGGACUUGUGAAUUUGCCCGCUGCGACGAAUGUCCAGACCGAUGUGUCCCUGGCCAGUCUUUCGUUCAACGAUACACAUUGCUUGCCAGGCAUCUUGACGUUCGAGCUGACAAAUUGUGGCGAUGGUCCAGCUUCAUACAGCCUCAGGCCACAAUCUGCCGUGACGCUCGCAAUCUUCGCAAACUCCAGCCACAAGACCAUCACAAGCUGGACGAACAAGAAUACUUCUUCAAUCGCAGACCAGGAAUUCCUAGACUCCCUGCUUCCACAAGGACAGUACGCAGACAUCUUGUUGUCUCCAACAAACCUGAUCUUGGCCGCUGGUGAGACCUCUGUGAUCGAAGUUGCGGCAACACUUGACAAGCUCAAAGAUCUGGAAGCCAGGUGUCCGCUCUAUAGUGGUUUCGUCGAGGUGACCAGCAACCGUAGCGAAACCUUGACGAUCCCAUACGGCGGUAUCGCUUGCCGAAUGGCUGAUAUAGCAUCCCUCCCUCCAGGGUCAAAGGAUACAUUUCUCAGCGCAGCAACCUUCCAACAGGUCGAAGAAGGCGGCAACUACGGCCCACAGGCCAUCGACGCCAACAGGACCUUCACACUGCCGCAUCCUACCGCUCCCGUGCCAGAGUUGAACUCAACGAUGGAGUAUCCCACCGUCAUUCUCAAGCUCGGCAUGUAUAGUCCUGCGGUCCAGACCGGGCUUGUGGGGAUGGGAUGUACACCAGCGACAUGUCCGAUAGCUUCGUAUCCAGAGAGGGAGAAUACUGGUCGCGCUGGUGGAUACAGCAGAGUCACCACCAGCCAUCUUCUAUGGCGAGGCCAGUUGGCGAACGGGACCUGGGCGCAUGAGGGAUGCUGUGCUUUCGAGGUUUGUGCUGCGAGAAUGUGGCAUGCUGGGCAGGACUGCCUCACUACUUCGAGCUUUUGCUUCUAUUAUGCAGAGAGUGGGUAA